This is a messenger RNA of Dictyostelium discoideum AX4, 471 nucleotides long. RefSeq lists its product as hypothetical. Bases 1 to 471 code for a protein of 156 amino acids. The transcript has a single exon. NCBI's taxonomy places the organism in Eukaryota, Evosea, Eumycetozoa, Dictyosteliales, Dictyosteliaceae. The record is from RefSeq and is a predicted model, not a curated record.
AUGAAUGACCAAAAAGAACAAACAAAUAUAAUUAAACCAAAAUUAUCUCAAGAAUUAGAUAGUGAAAAAGGAAAAGUUUUUUCAUUUGAAUCUAGUACUUCCAAGGUAUUCUCUUAUGAAAAUGGUCAAUUAGUGGAAAAGAAUGAAGAAUCUACUGUUACCAAAGGUGAUAAUACUGGCUCAGUAACAGAGAAAACAGAGAAACAUACUCAAUUUGAUAAUGAAAAUCCAACUGGAAAAACUACAUCAAAAACAACCACAACUUUUAAUAGCAAUGACUCUAAAACUCCAUUCAACACACCAAAUCAACAAUAUCAACCAAUUGAAGGUGAUAAUACCACGGCCAGUGGUGAAGGUAAUCUUGGUUUAAGAGAAUUACAUAAAAAUCCAAAUGUUGGAAAUGAACAAUAUUUUACAAGUUUUCAAAAAUAUUUGCCAAAACAAAAUAAUAAUGAAUCACUUCCAAAAUAA